This is a messenger RNA of Salvia hispanica, 2452 nucleotides long. It is a transcript of the gene HCF152, whose product is annotated as Tetratricopeptide repeat (TPR)-like superfamily protein. The record is from RefSeq and is a predicted model, not a curated record. Lineage: Eukaryota; Viridiplantae; Streptophyta; Magnoliopsida; Lamiales; Lamiaceae. Gene Ontology annotation, molecular function: protein binding.
UAAAUUGAAAAAAAUAUCCAUCUUAUCACUGAAAAUAUCGACGUUCAAAUAAACGCAAUCUGGCAACCCCUUUUCCCCACGUCAAAUGGACCAGCUAUGAAUUCCACCCACGCUCUCACCCUCCGCUGCGCCUUGCCUCCGCCCUCCUCCUCCGCCGUCACCCCUCCUCAAUCCACCAAUUCCAAAUCCUCCUCACUCCGCCUCCAAACCACCAAAAUUUCCUCCACCACCUCCCACUCCGCCGCCGCCGCCGCCAACGCCAACAAGCUUUCCAACUCCCAAGACCACGUGCUCCUCACGCUCCUCCAGCAGCGGAAAACCGAGCAGGCGUGGUCCUUGUACGGCCAAUGCGCCGAACUCCCCAACUCCACCUGCCUCAGCCGCCUCGUCUCCCAAUUAUCUUAUCUCAACACCGCCGACGCCCUCACCAGAGCUCAGUCCAUCAUCGAGCGCCUCCGCCGCGAGCGCCAGCUCCACCGCCUCGAUGCCAAUUCCCUCGGCCUCCUCGCCGUCGCCGCUGCCAAAGGCGGCCACACUCUUUAUGCAUCUUCCAUCAUCAAGUCCAUGCUUAAAUCGGGCUAUCUCCCUCAUGUCAAGGCCUGGAGCGCCGUGGUUAGUAGGCUCGCCGCCUCCGGCGACGAUGGCCCGGCGGAGGCUAUUAAGCUCUUCAAUUCUGUAAUUAAAAGAGUGCGAAGGUUUGCGGAUUCCGAAAUUGUUAAGGAUUCGAGGCCGGAUACGGGAGCUUACAACGCUGUGCUGAAUUCCUGCUCUAAUCUCGGUGAUGCUAAGAAGUUCCUCCAACUGUUCGAUGAAAUGCCUGAGUUCAAUUGCGAGCCCGAUGCGUUAACAUACAAUGUGAUGAUUAAGCUAAUCGCGCGAGCUGAGAGGAAGGACCUGCUCGUGUUUGUAUUGGAGACGAUAAUCGAGAAAAGGAUAGCGUUGUGUGUGACGACGCUGCAUUCCCUUGUCGCAGCCUACGUCGGUUUUGGCGAUUUGGAGACUGCUGAGAAACUGGUGCAGGCAAUGAGGGAAGGGAGGAGAGACAUUUGCAAGAUCUUGAGAAGAUCAGCCACCUACGAUUCGUUCGAUGAGGAUGAGGAAUCAAGCAAAGAUGAUGAUCUGUUUGAGAAAUUGCUACCGAAUUCGAUCAAUUAUAGUACGGAACCACCAGAUUUGGCUGAGGCAGUUGCACCAGACUCGAGAAUGUACACAACGUUGAUGAAAGGCUACAUGAAGGCCGGGCGUGUUGCUGACGUGGUGAGGAUGCUGGAGGCGAUGAGCCACCAGAAAGACAGCUCCAGCCAUCCGGACCACGUCACAUACACCACUGUCAUAUCCACAUUCGUGAAGGCAGGGGCGAUGGACAGAGCGCGCCUGGUGCUCGUGGAGAUGGCGAGGAUUGGGGUCCCGGCUAACUUGAUCACGUACAACAUCCUCCUCAAAGGGUACUGCCACCGGCUGCAGAUUGACAAGGCGGAGGAUCUGAUGAGGGAGAUGGUGGAGGAGGCUGAGAUCCAACCAGAUGUGAUCUCAUACAACACCUUAAUUGAUGGAUGCAUACUUGUGGAUGACUGUGCAGGCGCGCUCAGCUACUUCAAUGAGAUGCGGAAGAGAGGGAUAGCGCCCACCAAGGUGAGCUACACGACCUUGAUGAAGGCGUUUGCCUCAUCGGGGCAGCCAAAGCUGGUGAGCAAGGUGUUUGAGGAGAUGCUGAAAGAUCCACGCGUCAAAGUUGAUUUGGUUGCGUGGAAUAUGCUGGUGGAAGGGUACUGCAAGCUGGGGCUGAUUGAGGAGGCAAAGAGUGUAAUGGAGAAGAUGAAGGAGGAGGGAAUGUGGCCCAACGUGGCCACGUACGGGAGUCUAGCAAACGGGAUAGCCUUGGCUAGAAAACCAGGGGAAGCCCUUCUGGUGUGGAAUGAGAUAAAGGAGAGGUGUGGUGUGGAUCUGAAACCAGAUGAAGGGCUUCUCGAUACGCUGGCGGAUAUAUGUGUGAGGGCGGCUUUCUUUACCAAGGCGUUGGAGAUUAUAGCUUGUAUGGAGGAGCAUGGGAUACAUCCGAAUAGGACCAAGUAUAAGAGGAUAUAUGUGGAGAUGCAUACGAGGAUGUUUACGAGUAAGCACGCAUCGAGGGCGAGGCAGGACAGGAGGAAGGAGAGGAAGAGAGCGGCGGAGGCGUUCAAGUUCUGGUUGGGACUGCCCAACUCCUACUAUGGGAGUGAGUGGCGCCUUGAUCCGGAUGAUCAACAAAUCUAGUGAUUGCUCCUAUGUCAAUUCUCUUCUUCUGUCUGUAUACAAAUACAAGGUAGGGUAUGAAGCUUUCAGAACAUGUACUCCAAUAUUCUCAUAUACAGUCAUUGUCUUGUAAACCAAAAUCAAUGGGGCUCAAGAUUGGAACUCUUGAUGAUUCUUUGGUAUGUGCAGUUUAUAAUCAUUAACUGUCAACUUGUCAUAA